Actinia tenebrosa (Australian red waratah sea anemone) is the source of this 919-nucleotide messenger RNA. RefSeq names its product exosome complex exonuclease RRP42. Gene Ontology annotation, biological process: TRAMP-dependent tRNA surveillance pathway; U1 snRNA 3'-end processing; U5 snRNA 3'-end processing. NCBI's taxonomy places the organism in Eukaryota, Metazoa, Cnidaria, Anthozoa, Actiniaria, Actiniidae. Gene Ontology annotation, cellular component: nuclear exosome (RNase complex); cytoplasmic exosome (RNase complex). Gene Ontology annotation, molecular function: mRNA 3'-UTR AU-rich region binding. The record is from RefSeq and is a predicted model, not a curated record.
GAGUGGGGAUCCAAGAUGGCGGAUGCGCGUCUUUCUUGUUCUGAACGACGCUUUAUCGUCAGUGGGGUACAGGAAGAUUUUAGAUCAGAUGGACGGGCUUGUGAGGAUUACAGAUACUUUGAAGUAGAGACUGGGAUCGUUUCAAAUACUAGUGGAUCUGCACGUGUUAAAUUGUCCAAAACAGAUAUCUUAGUUGGAGUGAAAGCAGAGAUAGGUGAGCCUAAUCUAAAAAGACCUAAGGAAGGAAGGGUUGAGUUCUUUGUUGACUGUUCAUCAAAUGCCUCUCCAGAGUUUAAUGGCAGAGGAGGUGAAGAUCUUGCAGCUGAUCUGUCUAGAGCAAUGGAAAGAUCUUUCAAUAACAGAUCAGCUAUAGACUUGCCGUCAUUAUCCAUUAUACCAGGACAACAAUGCUGGGUUAUAUACAUAGAUGCUUUGGUAUUAGAAUGUGGUAGUGGUAAUUUAUAUGAUAUCCUUUCAAUUGCCAUCAAAGCUGCUUUACACAACACAAGUAUCCCAAAUGUCACAGUAACAACAGAUGGAGGAGAUGUUGAACUAGAAAUAUCUGAUGAUCCUCACGACUGUAAACGUUUGAAUGUAGAUAAUACUCCCAUUAUUAUUACUCUUUCUAAGAUUGGUUUACGGCAUGUAGUUGAUGCCAGUAUGGAAGAGGAGGCUUGUAGUGACUGUCAUCUUUUAGUGUCUGUCAAUGGUUCUGGUAACAUUUGUAGUCAACAGAAGAUAGGUGCUGGAGGAAUGGACCCUCAGACAAUAUUAGAAAUGUUAGAUAGUGCAAGAAAUGUUGGAAAAACAAUAAACAAGAAAUUACUAGAAGUACUGGAAGAAGAAACGUCAUCAAUAAAAAGAAAUAAAGUCGGUUUUCUUAACUAAGUGACCUAAUAAAAAUAUUACGAACUUUUCA